Molecule: messenger RNA, 1926 nt
Organism: Candoia aspera
Lineage: Eukaryota; Metazoa; Chordata; Lepidosauria; Squamata; Candoiidae
Gene: NUTM1
Product: NUT midline carcinoma family member 1
Exons: 5
Coding region: 1-1326 (441 amino acids)
Source: RefSeq, a predicted model, not a curated record
AUGACCUCCCAGAAUCACACCCAGGGCCCUGGCCUCUCAUCCUGCCCUCCAAAUGUUCCUUCACUGCUCCUGCCAGCUUUUCCUGGGGCUGCUUUACUGGUGACCUCAGCUGACACCCCAGGAAGCAAGCUGAUCAUCAAGCUGAAACGAGAAGGACCCAUUAUGGGGGGUGCUGAGGAGCUGCCCCGAACUCAGACUUUCUUCCUGACAGGGAUGCCAUUGGGUUGGACCACCCAGCGCCGGGAUGGGCCUGGUGGUCCCGGCAUCCGCACAGUGUUGUUGACAAAAGCCGGUGAGGAGCCAGGUGGUCGGAAACCCAGAGCACCUGAGUCUGUCCCAUCUGCUCAAGGGUCACCUGCCAGUGACACCUCUUUUGCUUGUACCUCCAAGGGAGUUUAUGAGAAUUACCGGCGUUGGCAACGCUACAAGGCUUUGGCAAGGCGCCAUUUCCCAGCCACACCUGAUGCAGAAGCUCUUGCUUGUUUUUUCAUCCCCGUCCUCCGUUCACUGGCCCGCCUUCGUCCUGACAUGACCCUGGAGGAUGGGGUUCCCCGUGCUGUGCAGGAAUGGGAACACAGCAGCAAUUUUGAACGCAUGAUCUUCUAUGAAAUGGCAGAAAAGUUCAUGGAGUUCGAAGCUGAAGAAGAACAACAAAUCCAAAAGAUGAAACUUUUGGCCACCUGCUCCCAGUUCCAAACCCCAGUCCCCAAACCCACCAAGCUGCCAAUGUCCCCUGCCCCUGAGUCUGGACAACAGCAAGGUACUGUCUACCCUUAUCCCCUGCUGCUUGAGCAAAUGGUUUAUCCACCUAGGGAAGCCAUUGGGAAAUUGUCAAAGCCAACAAGAGGCACAAUGGGAAAAUUAGGGCCCAGCUUGCUAAUUGACUCCAUGAUCCCUCUUUUCCCAAAAGUUUACAUCCCAAAGAAAUCAGCUUCCAAGAGCCGCCAGCCUCGACGACGCCAGCGGCGCCCACCCAGUACUUCUCACCCAGGAGCACCGAGGGAGAUCCCUGCUGAGGCCGUGCACCAGUAUGCAGAGAUCAUGGAAGGCCUGAACACCAGCUGGGAGGAGGAAGAAGUUGAGAAGAAAGAGCAAGGGAUGUGCCGAGACACCCAUGACCAGGAGGAAGGGGUGUUCCCAGACCCUGCCCUGCUUCAGUAUAUUGAUCAGUUGUGUGAUGAUGAAGAAUUUGUUUGUAAGGUGGAAGCUGUCAUCCACCCGCAAUUUAUGGCUGAUUUAUUGUCUCCGGAGAAAAGCCAGGAUCCCUUGGACCUAGUGGAAGAGUUAGCAGAUGAGUUAAACUUGACACCUAACCAGGUAAGAUAAAGAAAUGAAAUUUGAAUUGUGGGAAUUGAGAUCUUGCACUGGGGAGGGCAUGGAGGAGAGAGCUGGGAGCUGUGGUGCCAUUAUAUAAUUUUAGAUCUUGGACUUACAUAUUCUUAUGUCAAAAUUGAUAAGGGCCUUUUUAUGUGUUCCUGGGGUUUAAGUACCAUUUUAAUUCAAAAAGUAACAUUCAUUUUUAAAGUGAGAAUAAUAAAAUGAGUGUCCAUAACUAGGUACGUCUAGGUACAUCCUCUCCAGCUGUCCAGAACUACAAUGUAACAGGAAAAAAAGAUGAAAUGGUAAGCAAUAAUGUGAAGCACAGCCAUUGCACACCUGUGUCACCCAGAUCUUGACAACGGACACUUGUGAUUCUCCAAGUGUUCACUUGUGGGGGGUUCUUAGUCAUGGGGUCCCAGAUAUCUGUCCUGAAGUCUGGUUCUAGCUAGACCACUCCAUGGGGGUCACUUCUGUAUCAGAGGUUGAGCCUAUUUACAGGUCAGUUCAGAGGGAGUUGGGUACAGAAAUUGGCUUUCCUAUUGAGGCUCCUACACUCCCCAGUCUUGUCCAAACUGAUGUGGUGGGGGGGGGGGAGGCGGGACAGAA